Messenger RNA from Pneumocystis murina B123, 1694 nucleotides. RefSeq lists its product as hypothetical. The record is from RefSeq and is a predicted model, not a curated record. Bases 1 to 1680 code for a protein of 559 amino acids. The transcript is spliced from 4 exons. NCBI's taxonomy places the organism in Eukaryota, Fungi, Ascomycota, Pneumocystomycetes, Pneumocystales, Pneumocystaceae.
AUGAUUAUUAUACGUACUAGCUUAUUGUUUAUGGCAAUAACCAAUGCAUAUCCGGCAAUAAAUCCUUUGGCACGUUAUGAUCAUAGAACCUCGUCUGAUUCUCAUGAGGUAUAUCAAGGAAGAUGUUCAAUUUUUGAUCCAACUUUAUCUAUUCAUCCAUUUACGUUAAGUGAUGGUGAAUCAAGAUUGCUGAAUUGUUCUCCUGGAAAUGAUUGUCUUUAUGUUUGUAAAAGUGGAUAUUUGCCGAGUCGACUUGAUUCACGUGUUAAUUAUGAUCUUAUGGGCGUUCCGGGCGGUAAAGUUUCAUGUGAUUCACAAGGCAUCCUCGGUUUAACUCCGGGAGUCCCUCUUUGUCUUCCUUCGAAGCAAAAUAUUUAUGUAACUAGUCUUCUUAGGCUUCCAUCCUCUUUUUGUCAGAAGGUUUCAUUUGAAGGAAAUUCUUUUUUUUCACCUAAUUUUCUUCAACCAAGAUUGCUUUCUUCUAUAGCAGUUUCUGAUAAUUCAUAUGGAUCAUCUCUUUAUUACUUCAAUUCUCCAGGAGUAGCUUCACAACAUGAAUGCUCGACUGAUUUUUCAACGACUGGUACGGGAGCAUCAUCACCAUAUGUAUUAGAAGUUACUAAAGAUCCAAAUAACCAUGUUCUUAUUCGUCUUGGAUGGAAUCCUUUUUAUGUAACUGAUGAUUAUCUAAAUAAACAUUCUCCUGGUUGGGGUAUGAAAGUAUUGUGUGAAGGUGUUGAUUGUAGUCAACCUUGUUAUAUUGAUCCUAUAAGACAUGCGGUUAAUCAAUGUGAAAACUGUGAACAAGGUUAUGGUGGUUCUUCUUUUUGUACAGUGAAAGUACCAGAAAAUAUGGAAGCAGUAGUAUUUUUGUUUUCAAGUGAUAAUGGUCAACAUACUAAUUCAUUUACUGGGUUUUCUUCUUUUGAGAAAACUCAUAAAUUUUCUGUUACUGGAAGGGUUCAAACAUCUGGUUUUCGAGAAACAUUAGAUUCUAAAGGAUUAGCUUAUACUGGAAAAGACAGAAAUGAGAAGUCAGAGGUUGAUAAAUUAAAACAAGAGGAUGAGGAAUUGACGAAGAAAGAAAAGGAGCUUUUGGAAGAAGCUCAACGAUCUCGGAUAGAGAAUAAAUUACCUGGUAAUCAAGAUGAACAAUUUCAUCAGCAGGGAGGUUCAAAGCAUGAUGACAGUCGACUGUUUUCUACGGAAUCAGCAAAAGAAUUUAUGCAUCAUGAAAAUAACUUAAAAAGUUCUUUAAAUGGUGUUAAAAAUGAAGACGCUGUAGAUCUUGUGUAUCUAAAGAUUUCUGGUGGAAAUAAUAAAGAUAUAGAUGAUUUUAAGGGAUUUCUCGAUGAAAAAAGUCUCUCUUUGAAUAAAGAAUCUGCUAAGGAUACUGGUGCCUUAAAUGAUGUUUCCAGUUCUAUAUCUACAGGAAAUUCCCUCUGCAAAACUGAUAAAUGCAAGUCAUUACUUACCUCAAUUACUGAAUCUGCAUAUGAAUUAUGUUCAUUACUUAAAUCCGAACAUUCCAGUUCUAAUCUUUCAAAAAAAUCAUCUAAUCCUCAGCUUAAGGUUGCUCCUACUGAUUUGGAAUCUUCGAAACAAGAAAAUAGUGCUACUGACAUAAAGACAAAUACUCAUUGGAUAUUAAUACUUUUAGGAAUCAUAAUGCUUCUAUGAUUUUUAUAAAGCCU